AAAACCAAGAUGAGAGAUAACAUCCGUAUUUAUUGAAAGUAAUUUGAUUUUGAAGAUGUAACGUUCCAAUUUGUAUGUAUAGACUCAAUGGGUCCCACUAAAUUCCUACUCGGAUCCUUUCUUCGUUUUUUGUGCCCUAUUUCUCACCCUGAUCACUACCUACACCCAUCACUCAUGCCUUCAGAAUUCACUCACAGCUUUCUUUCUUAUUACUGCAUUUCCCUUUCUGAUUUUUGGUUUCUUUCAGCUACAUUUUGCAGAGUUUUUGGAGGGUGUUUAUUUUAUCUUCGUGAAACAAGAUGGUGAAGAAGAAGAAGACAAGGACCGAGGAUACUGAGGAUUGGUGUUUUAUGUGCAAGGAUGGAGGAUUAUUAAUGGUCUGUGACCAUGGGGGUUGCCGGAAAGCUUAUCAUCCUCUUUGCGUGGGUAAAGAUGAUUCCUUUUUGGAGAAUGGAAGUGAAUGGACUUGUAGUUCACAUUUUUGCUCUCUCUGCCAUAAAGUGUCCAAGUUUAAGUGCUUUUGCUGCCCAAAAGCUACUUGUGGGAAAUGCUUUUAUGAUGCUGACUUUGCUAUUGUCAAAGGGAACAAAGGAUUUUGCAGUCACUGCUUAAAACUUGCUCUUCUAAUAGAAGAUGAUGCUGGCAUUGAUUCUGAUGGGGAAUUGGUAGAUUUCAAAGAUCAAGCUACAUAUGAAUUCUUAUUUUCAGAAUAUUAUAAAAGCAUCAGAGAAGAAGAAGGGCUGAACUCUAAACAUGUACACUCUGCCCAUAGAUUUUUUAAGAAUGGCAAAAGCAAAUGUGACUUGGAUCCAGAUGAAAUAGGUGUAGAGGAAGAUGACACUUGUAAUUCUGAAGACGUGAGUAACUAUAUGGUUUCUGAUUGUGAUGACCUGAGUGACACAGCAGGAUCAAAGUCCGGGAGGACAAAGAAGGGUAUGGGAAAGUUAAAAUCAAUGAAAGAAAGUGGGAAAGAUAAGAAAAAAGAAUUUAUUGGAUGGGGUUCGAGAAGUCUCAUAGAAUUUCUUGAAUAUAUAGGCCAGGACACGAGCAAUGAAUUUUCUGAACAGGAUGUCACUUCAAUCAUUAUUAAGUACUGCAGAGAAAACAAUCUUUUUGACCCUAAGAAAAAGAGAAAGAUACAUUGCGAUGCGCGGUUGAUAUCCUUACUGCGGAGGAAAUCGGUAAACAAAAACAGGAUGCAGAAUCUUCUGGCACCACACUUUGCUGAGAAUUGUCAAGAAAUGGAUGAUAUUAUUAGCAGUUCUGAAGAUAGGGAUUACAAUGAACCAUCCAACUUGUCAAGAAAGAGAAAAUCGAUUUCAUGUACAAAAUCUGAUAAUGUGGAUAUAGUUUCUGAAGGGCAUCAAAGCUGUUUUGCAGCCAUAGUUAGUUCGAACCUCAAGCUUGUCUACUUGAAGAGGAGUUUAGUGGAUGAACUUUCAAAGCAACCACAAACUUUUGAUGGCAAAGUGCUAGGAAGUUUUGUAAGAAUCAAAACUGAUCCGAAUGACUAUUUGCAGAAGAAUUCACAUUUGCUUGUGCAAGUUGUUGGAAUAAACAGAUCUUUAAACAAUGAUGAAAUCAACAAGGAAAUUAUGCUUCAACUUUCUAAUGUGCCGAAAAGUGUACCUAUCUCCAAAAUUUCAGAUGAUGACUUUUCUGAGGAGGAAUGUCGAGAUCUGUAUCAGAGAAUGAGAAACGGUCUGCUCAAACAGCCUACCGUGCUGGAUCUUGAGCAGAAAGCUAGAAGUCUACAUGAAGAUAUAAUAAAGCAUUGGAUCCCAAGGAAGUUAGUAUUAUUACAAAACCUGAUUGAUCGGGCAAAUGAAAAGGGAUGGAGGAGAGAACUUUCUGAGUACUUAGAUGAAAAGCUGAAGCUUGAGACACAGUUCGAGCAAUCACGUUUGUUAAAUGACAUUCCGAAAGUAAUUCCUGAAAUAGUUGAUGCCACCCUAUCCCCGGACGGUUCCCCUGAUAAACUUGAGCAAAGCGGCUUGUCAGAAUUAGCCAGUGGACUGACUUGGAACUCUGUCGGACAGUAUUCCAAACACAUUGGUUUUGCUCAUUGCCUAAAUAAUACAAUAGAUGCUGCAGGUCCAAAAUCUCCAGUGAAGGAAGACCAAGAGGGCACAACCUUUCCUGUUGCCAGUACUGCUUCCCAAGAUAAAGACACUUCUCAAAAGAAUAUGCCUCAAUCUUCUACCUCAAAAGCAAGGUAAGAUGAUCCUGAGGCCAAACUCUUUGAAAAAUUUAACUAUCCAGCAAAACAUGAUUCUGGCCAACUGAGGAACACUGAUGAAUCUGGU
Vigna radiata var. radiata (mung bean) is the source of this 2306-nucleotide messenger RNA. RefSeq lists its product as uncharacterized. Lineage: Eukaryota; Viridiplantae; Streptophyta; Magnoliopsida; Fabales; Fabaceae. The coding region runs from base 300 to 2219 and encodes 639 amino acids. The record is from RefSeq and is a predicted model, not a curated record. Gene Ontology annotation, molecular function: DNA binding. The transcript has 10 exons.